Messenger RNA from Seriola dumerili (greater amberjack), 1551 nucleotides. The record is from the annotation of a RefSeq genome assembly. NCBI's taxonomy places the organism in Eukaryota, Metazoa, Chordata, Actinopteri, Carangiformes, Carangidae.
GUGGCAAUCACACGCUGAUUUUUCUCGACUAAUCACAAAGACAUUGGCACCCUUUAUCUAGUAUUUGGUGCCUGAGCCGGCAUGGUCGGUACAGCCUUAAGUUUACUCAUCCGAGCAGAACUAAGCCAACCCGGGGCUCUCCUGGGAGACGAUCAAAUUUACAACGUAAUCGUUACAGCACACGCGUUUGUAAUAAUUUUCUUUAUAGUAAUGCCAAUUAUGAUUGGAGGAUUUGGGAACUGACUCAUCCCUUUAAUGAUCGGAGCUCCCGAUAUAGCAUUCCCUCGAAUGAAUAAUAUGAGCUUCUGACUCCUCCCUCCUUCAUUCCUUCUACUCCUAGCCUCUUCGGGUGUUGAAGCCGGAGCCGGGACAGGUUGGACAGUUUACCCGCCUCUGGCCGGCAACCUCGCCCACGCAGGAGCAUCCGUAGACUUAACAAUUUUCUCCCUUCACUUAGCUGGGAUCUCCUCAAUUCUAGGAGCUAUUAACUUCAUCACAACCAUCGUCAAUAUGAAACCCCACGCCGUUUCCAUGUACCAAAUUCCCCUGUUUGUCUGAGCUGUCCUUAUCACGGCUGUACUCCUACUCCUAUCACUUCCAGUCCUAGCCGCCGGUAUUACAAUGCUUCUUACAGACCGAAACUUAAACACUGCCUUCUUUGACCCAGCUGGAGGAGGGGAUCCCAUCCUUUACCAACACCUGUUUUGAUUCUUUGGCCACCCUGAAGUUUACAUUUUAAUUCUCCCCGGGUUCGGAAUAAUUUCUCACAUCGUUGCCUACUACUCUGGUAAAAAAGAACCUUUCGGCUACAUGGGCAUAGUAUGAGCUAUAGUUGCCAUCGGACUACUAGGCUUUAUUGUAUGAGCCCACCACAUGUUCACAGUCGGGAUAGACGUUGACACGCGUGCAUACUUCACAUCCGCAACCAUGAUUAUCGCCAUUCCCACCGGCGUUAAAGUCUUCAGCUGACUUGCAACUCUCCACGGUGGCAGCAUCAAAUGAGAGACCCCUCUCCUUUGAGCCCUCGGUUUCAUUUUCCUAUUUACAGUCGGAGGACUAACAGGAAUCGUCCUAGCCAACUCCUCUUUAGAUAUCGUCCUUCACGAUACCUACUACGUAGUAGCCCAUUUCCACUACGUCCUAUCUAUAGGAGCCGUGUUCGCCAUUGUUGCCGGCUUCGUUCACUGAUUCCCUCUAUUUACAGGCUACACCCUCCACGACACAUGAACAAAAAUCCACUUCGGGGUUAUGUUCGCAGGUGUAAACCUUACUUUCUUCCCCCAGCACUUCCUAGGCCUGGCCGGAAUACCUCGACGGUACUCGGACUACCCUGACGCCUACGCCCUCUGAAACACAGUCUCCUCAAUUGGCUCUCUAGUCUCCCUCGUAGCAGUAAUCAUGUUCCUUUUCAUUAUCUGAGAAGCAUUUACCGCAAAACGUGAAGUUCUUUCGGUAGAAUUAACCGCAACAAACGUCGAAUGACUCCACGGCUGCCCGCCGCCUUACCACACAUUCGAAGAGCCGGCUUUUGUUCAAGUCCGAUUAAACUAA